UGAUGGAUGACUGCUGUGUGUGCUCCUUCCCUGCCUCUCAUUCCUCCUGGUACCAAGGCUCAGACAGCAGCAGAUACCGCUCACUGUGCACAGGGCUCUCCAGGCUCAGCGGCUCCGGAGACACUUCCUGCCAGGAGGGCAAUGCUGUGAGAAGGUGCUGCCUGCAUUGUGCUGAGCACAGCCUUCUGCCUCCAGCCUGAGAGCAAGAAAAGAAAAAGAAGAAAGAGAGAGAGAGAGAGAGAGAGAGAGAGAGAGAGAGAGAGAGAGAGAGAGAGAGAGAGAGAGGGAUUUCUGCCUCUUUGUAGCACCAGAAGGUUGCAAUAUUUUUUUUGUUUUGUUACAUUGUUACCUUUCUUUUUGAAUUGUUUUGUUUUGUUUUUUCUAUUUUUAUUUUUUAUUUUGUCUCUUCCAAGUUGGAAUUUGCCAAGGAAUUUGGAAGCUACCUGGAUCCUUUGCUCAGGACUCUGAUGAUUUAAAGGGCUCAGCCCUGGAAACCUUCAUGGCUGUAAGGGGAUAUUUUAGCUUCUCCUUGUGGCUCCUGGUUUGGAGCAGCUUCUGCCAAGUAGGUGCCAAUGGAUGCCCAGCCUUGUGCUCCUGCAGCGGAACUACAGUGGAUUGUCAUGGGUUGGGACUUAAAUCGGUGCCAAAAAAUAUCCCAAGGAGCACAGAGAGGCUAGAACUGAAUGGGAACAACAUAUCGCGCAUCAUGAAGAAUGACUUCUCUGGACUCAAGCAGCUUCGAGUCUUGCAGCUGAUGGAGAAUCAGAUUAGCAGCGUGGAGCGCGGAGCGUUUGAUGACAUGAAGGAGCUGGAGCGGCUACGCCUCAACCGAAACCAGCUGCAGGCGUUACCUGAGCUCCUCUUCCAAAACAACCAGGCUCUCUCCAGACUUGAUCUCAGCGAGAACAUGAUCCAAGCGAUUCCAAGGAAAACUUUCCGGGGAGCUACAGAACUUAAGAACCUACAACUGGACAAGAAUCAGAUCAGUUGUAUCGAGGACGGAGCGUUCCGCGCUCUUCGGGGGCUGGAGGUUUUAACCCUCAACAACAACAACAUCACCACAAUUCCAGUUUCCAGUUUCAACCAUAUGCCGAAACUGAGGACAUUCCGGCUACAUUCCAACAACUUGUUCUGUGACUGUCACUUGGCCUGGCUUUCUCAGUGGCUUCGGCAACGACCAACCAUUGGGCUCUUCACACAGUGCACAGCGCCGUCCCAGCUCCGUGGCCUUAACGUGGCAGAAGUCCAGAAACACGAGUUUAGCUGCUCAGGUCAGAAUGAUCCGUCCAGCACUCAGAUCUGCAGCCUCUCCAUUGGCUCCUGUCCGGCAAUGUGCACAUGUAGUAACGGCAUAGUGGAUUGUCGGGGGAAAGGUUUGACUGCAAUCCCAGCAAAUCUCCCGGAGACCAUGACCGAAAUACGUUUGGAGCUGAAUGGAAUCAAGUCGGUGCCUCCCGGAGCCUUCUCUCCGUAUAAGAAGCUGCGCAGGAUAGACCUGAGCAACAACCAGAUCUCAGAGAUUGCCCCCGACGCCUUCCACGGCCUCCGCUCGCUUAAUUCCCUGGUCUUAUAUGGCAACAAGAUUACGGACCUUCCCAAAGCGGUGUUCACUGGUCUCCAUGCCUUGCAGCUUCUACUUUUAAAUGCCAACAAGAUUAACUGCAUCCGAGCCGACACCUUCCAGGACUUGCAGAAUCUGUCUCUGCUCUCGCUGUACGAUAACAAGAUCCAGAGUUUGGCAAAAGGAACCUUCGCCUCCCUGCGUGCCAUCCAGACAUUGCACUUGGCUCAGAACCCCUUUAUCUGUGACUGUAACCUCAAGUGGCUGGCGGACUUCCUAAGAACUAAUCCGAUAGAAACCAGUGGUGCCAGGUGCGCCAGUCCUCGCCGACUCUCAAACAAACGCAUUGGGCAAAUAAAAAGCAAGAAGUUCAGAUGCUCGGCAAAAGAGCAAUACUUCAUCCCAGGAACCGAGGACUUACAGCUCAGCAGCGAAUGUAACAGCGACGUUGUGUGUCCACCCAAGUGCCGGUGUGAAUCCAAUGUGGUAGACUGCUCCAACCUGAAGCUGUCAAAAAUCCCCGACCGCAUCCCGCAGUCUACAGCUGAGCUGCGCUUGAACAACAAUGAGAUCACCACGUUAGAAGCUACCGGACUCUUCAGAAAACUCUCACAUCUCAAAAAGAUCAAUCUGAGCAACAACAAGAUCUCGGAAAUCGAGGACGGGGCGUUCGAGGGCGCAGCUUCGGUGGGCGAGGUACACCUCACAGCCAACCACCUGGAGUCUGUGCGGAGCGGCAUGUUCCGGGGUCUGGAAGGUCUGAGGACGCUGAUGCUGAGAAAUAACAAGGUGAGCUGCGUCCACAACGACAGCUUCACUGGACUCCGAAACGUCCGGCUCCUGUCCCUGUACGACAACCAGAUCAGCACCAUCACUCCGGGGGCGUUUGACACUCUGCAGUCGCUCUCCACUUUGAACUUACUGGCGAAUCCUUUUAACUGCAACUGCCAGCUGGCCUGGCUCGGAGACUGGCUGAGGAAGAGGAAAAUCGUCACCGGAAACCCUCGUUGUCAGAACCCAGACUUCCUGCGGCAGAUCCCACUUCAGGAUGUCGCCUUCCCCGACUUCAGAUGUGAAAGAGGACAGGAGGAGCUGACCUGCGCUCCGCAGCUGCAGUGUCCGCAGGAGUGCACGUGCCUGGACACCGUGGUGCGCUGCAGCAAUAAGCACUUGUUAUCACUGCCGAAGGGAAUACCGAAGAACGUCACGGAGCUGUACCUGGAUGGCAAUCAGUUCACAUUGGUUCCCAAGCAGCUGUCCACAUUCAAGUAUUUACAACUGGUAGACCUGAGCAAUAACAAGAUCAGCUCCCUCAGCAUCUCCUCCUUCACCAACAUGAGCCAGCUCACCACGCUGAUACUCAGUUACAACUCCCUGAGGUGCAUUCCUCCUCUUGCCUUUGAGGGGCUCAGGUCCUUGAGGCUCCUGUCUGUGCAUGGAAAUGACAUUUCUACUCUACCUGAAGGGAUUUUCUCAGAUGUCUCCUCACUUUCCCACUUAGCGAUUGGUGCUAACCCGCUGUAUUGUGACUGUAACCUACGCUGGCUGUCGAGUUGGGUGAAGACUGGGUACAAAGAACCUGGCAUUGCCCGCUGCACUGGACCACAUGAAAUGGAUGGAAAACUUCUCCUCACCACACCAGCUAAAAAAUUUGAAUGCAAUGGACCAGCAAGCUUAAGUAUCCAGGCAAAGUGUGAUCCAUGUCUCUCCAGUCCUUGUCGUAACCAAGGCAGCUGCCAGAACGAUGCAGUGGAGUAUUAUAAAUGUGCCUGUCCACCUGGCUUCAAGGGUAAAAAUUGUGAGAUCUCCCUUAAUGCAUGUUCCAGCAACCCCUGUGAAAACCAAGGAGUGUGCCACCCAAAAGAUGACGGCAGCGGGUUCAUAUGCACCUGCGCUGAAGGUUUUGAAGGCCCAACGUGUGCGGUGAACAGGGAUGAAUGCAAGUACAGCGAUUGCGAGAACGGCGGCACCUGCGUAGAUGGCACCAACACGUACACGUGCCAGUGCCAGCCGCUGUACACAGGAGAAUACUGCGAACAGUUAAUGGACUUCUGCUCUGCGGAGCUUAACCCUUGUCAUCCCGAUUCCAAAUGCAUCACAACUGCUGAGGGGCCCAAAUGUGAAUGUGCACCGGGUUAUGUCGGAGAGAACUGUAGCUUCAAUUAUGAUGACUGCAAGGACCACCGCUGCCAGAACAAUGCCCGGUGCGUGGAUGAGGUGAACGGGUACUCCUGCCAGUGCACAGAGGGCUUCAGCGGGCAGCUCUGUGAGAUGCCGUCACAAGCGUCCACCCUGACAAACCCGUGUAAGCUGGCCGACUGUCAGAACGGAGCCAACUGCAUAGACGUGGGCAGCAGCGCCGUGUGCCAGUGUCUUCCUGGCUUUGGAGGGAACAGGUGCGAGAAACUCUUGAGUGUGAAUUUCGUGGAUCGAGACACCUACCUGCAAUUCACAGACCUACAGAACUGGCCCCGGGCAAACAUCACUCUUCAGGUCUCAACGGCCGAAGACAACGGCAUCCUCCUGUACAACGGCGAUCGCGAUCACAUGGCUGUAGAGUUAUAUCAGGGCCACGUGAGAGUCAGCUAUGACCCCGGAAGCUUCCCCAGCUCCGCCAUCUAUAGCGCAGAGACUAUCAAUGACGGCCAGUUCCACACAGUGGAGUUAGUUACCUUUGACCAGAUGGUUAAUCUGUCGAUAGACGGCGGCGCCCCGAUGACCAUGGACAACUUUGGGAAACAUUACACUCUUAACAGCGAAGCUCCGCUGUAUGUGGGAGGCAUGCCAGUGGACGUCAACUCCGCUGCUUUCAGACUAUGGCAGAUUCUUAAUGGGACCAGUUUCCACGGCUGCAUCCGAAACCUGUAUAUUAACAACGAGCUUCAAGACUUCACCAAGACGCAGAUGAAGCCCGGAGUCGUGCCAGGGUGUGAACCGUGCAAAAAGCUCUUCUGUCUCCAUGGCAUAUGUCAGCCCAACACUGUCAAUGGACCGGUCUGCCACUGCGAGACGGGGUGGACGGGCCCGCACUGCGACCAGCAGAUCAGCAACCCCUGCAUCGGCCAUAAGUGUGUUCAUGGGACCUGCAUGCCCCUGGAUUCUGUGACCUACAGUUGCCUGUGCCAGGACGGGUAUAAGGGUGCCCUCUGCAAUCAGCAAGGAGGAGAGCUGUAUAAUCCAUGCAUGAACCUGCAGUGCCAGCACGGGCGCUGCCAGAUCUCGGACAUGGGGGAAGCGUACUGCGAGUGCGACAACGGCUACGUGGGUGACGUCUGUGAUCAAGAGUCAGAAUGCAGAGGCGAGCCCGUCCGCGAUUACUACCAAGUGCAGAGGGGAUACUCCAUAUGCCAAACCACGCGUACAGCAUCGUGGGUGGAAUGCCGGGGAUCCUGCAAUAACCAGGGCUGCUGCACGGGAUUACGCAUGAAGCGCAGGAAGUACACGUUCGAGUGCAGCGACGGCUCAUCUUUCGUGGAAGACGUAGAGAAGCCAAUAAAGUGCGGCUGUUCCCAGUGUAUGUAGGAUCUCAAUGGACUGGAUCGUCGUAGAUCAUACCACACCGGAUUGAAAAAAAAUAAUAAUUACAAAAAAAAAAAAAAAAAGCGGACAAUACAUUCUGUAAAACUGGACUCUGCUUCCCUUUCGGAUGUGUGAACAUCUUAAUGUCUGUGGCAUUCAGUUCUAUGUAUAAACAGUACCAUGGAGACACACACACAUGCUGACUGGCUGUAUAGUGCUGUAAUCUUUGGGAGAGGUAUAGAGAAGGUAUAUGUGUAGAGGGUAAAUGUGUAGAUAGAGAAUUUUUUAAGAAAAAAAAACCCAAAAUGUAUUUAUACACCAUGUGGAUAGAUUUACACGGAGUGCGAAGGAAGCUUUAUGUCUAUUUGGUUCUGGUUCUUGGCGUUUAGAUAACUUUUUGGUUACUUUUGUUUCUUUUUGUAACCAUUGUGACAGUAUUGCAUUUUUUAUUUUUUUUUGUAUAGCGCGGAAUGUUCUACAAAUAUACUUUCCGAUUCUUUAACUUCUCCUAGGAAGAGGUAACGGUAACAAGAAAGAGUAAGGGGAUCAUCGCAUCAUUUUCAUAAAGCACUUUCUUUUGUCUGUGAAAUACAACCGAUUAAUGUGUUUUUUAUACAGAUUUAGAUUUUCUUCUUACAUGGCAGGAGGGAAAAUGUAACGUAGGUCCCCAAAAGUUUUUUUAUUUUUAUUUUUUAUUUUGUAAGCCACAUUGAGGUGAUGAUAGCCAGAAAAUAUAUAUAUAUUUUUUUUUUUCAGUGGAAGGUCUAUAUGAAAUAAUGGUCCAGAAAAAGAGUAUUUUUGUUUUCUUUAGAAGCAGCGCCACUGUUGGCCAGUGGUUGCGUCUGGAAUUGCACCUCAGCCUUAGGAACUUGAAGAUGGCAGUAUAGGACACAUCUCCUCAACAAUGGUGGCACUGUUUCUCAAAGAAAAAAAAAAGCCCUUUUUUUUCAUGGACCACCUAAAGAGGUUCUCCAGGUCUUAAAUAUUGAUGACCAAUCCUCAGGAUCAGUCAAUAGAAUGAAAUCAGUGGGGCUCUGACUCCCAACACCCCUGCGAUCAGCAGUUUGAAGCGCUGCAGACUUUUAGGGCUCAUUCAGAUAAGCGUAUGAAUGAGUCCGCAUCCGUUCCACAAUUUUACGGAAUGGGUGAAUUCCAAUGGGGCCACAAAAGAUGCGUGUGCGGCUCCACGGAACAGAUAGAGCUUAUCCUAUUCUUGUCGGCAAUCGCGGACAAGAAUGGGCAUUUUCUAUUAUGGUUGCAGUAAUGUGCGGUCCUCAAAUUCCGGAGCACACACUGCCGGUAUCCGUGUUUUACGGAUCCGCAAGGCACUACAGCAGUCUGGGCCCUUAAUUGUAUGUGAAGCACAGCGCCAUACAUUCUUUAGUGGCUGUGCUUGGUAUUGCAGCCCAUUCACUUGAAUGGGACAGAGUUGCAGAAAGGCCAUGUGACCGAUGGAUGUGACGUCACAGGCCGAGGGAAAAAAAAAACAGGCACCGUGGCCCCUUUAAAAGCUGACUGGUGAGAGUGCUGGGAGUCAGACCACAAUAAAUCUGAUAUUGAAGACUUAUCCUGAACAUAGGUCAUCAGUAUUUAAGUUCUGGACAACCCCUUUAACAAACUAAACAUAAAACCUCAGAAUCUGCUACUGCUCAAUUUCAACUAAUUGCUCCCAUUUAUAAAAGGCGGUCAUGCAUUUAAUGCAAUGGGUGACCCUCAAAGUGUAGACCUGUUCAUUAAAGUAAUAUAUCAGUAUGUUCAUACUAUACUAAGCCUGAUGUCCAAAUGCUUGUGUAAUAGCCACUAGUGUAGUGCUAACAGUGACGUCUGAUGAACCUGGGGCCACACAGUGUGCAAGGUAACCCCUCCCGGGAUUCGGCCAUAAGUCUAGAGAGGGAAGGACAAUAAAGAACAAGCAUUUAUCAACCCAACGUCAUGGACCUGGUUCUCUCUAUGUGAAGCUACAAACAGCAUACAGGAUCCGUUCUCCAUGUCAUUCGUCCGACACAUUGUCCCCCGACUUCCCCAUCAAAGUUAAUGGGGAAAAGUGCGACAUAAACAGUGGUUCUCCACCAUUUAUAUGAACAGGUGUAUUAACAAUGCCAUUUACUAACACACAAGGUCUGACUGCAGCAGUAAAAUACCACAGUGACCAGAACGUGGUAAAACAGCAAGAUAUGAACUUGACUUCAUGCUUUCUGCCAAAUGACAAUUUGUAUGUGGAUUUCACAGUAGCUUUUCCCGGAGUAUUUCAAGCAGAUCACACGAUCCAAAUAGCUCAUAAUAAAUUAUAGUCUGUAACCCAUGACUGUAUAUCAGCGUGAACUAUAUUAAAGUGGAUGUUUUUCCUGUUAUAUAUGGUUAUAAUCUGUAGAAAAAGUUGAGUAAAUUGUACAUACAUUACAUUAUUUAUCCUAUGCUGA
Messenger RNA from Bufo gargarizans (Asiatic toad), 7500 nucleotides. It is a transcript of the gene SLIT1, whose product is annotated as slit guidance ligand 1. The coding region runs from base 500 to 5083 and encodes 1527 amino acids. NCBI's taxonomy places the organism in Eukaryota, Metazoa, Chordata, Amphibia, Anura, Bufonidae. The record is from RefSeq and is a predicted model, not a curated record. Gene Ontology annotation, biological process: negative chemotaxis; axon guidance. The transcript has 37 exons. Gene Ontology annotation, molecular function: calcium ion binding; Roundabout binding; heparin binding.